AUGGCUGCCUACGGAGUCGAUAUCACAUUUUCCAUCAGGUUCGUUAUCAUUUUUCCGGGUUCUUUUUCAGAAAAGAGUCUUCCAAAGGCGCAAGAACAAAAGUUUCGUUCAGAAAUGCACGCUUCUACCCAUCGGCCGACGGAGUUCGCAUCCGCGUUUUCAGUCUGGACAGAGAAAAUGAAAUUGUGGAGCAAGUGGCGGAAACGGAGACUAUUCACGGACAAACUGAUCCGAAUUUUACGGAGAAGAUGAAUGUGAACUUCAGAUUCGAACGAAUGCAGAGAUAUCGAGCAAUUCUGUAAGAUUUCACACUGAAAAAUUGAGCAAAUUUUGAUUUUUUUUAAAGCUACGUGAUCAACUCCUCGACGAACACAGUGAUGGGCUCCAUGGGCUCCGCAGACUUCGAUCUCUCGAUGAUGUUUGCCUGCGGAGGCCGUCUUUCACUCCCGAUUCCCUCUCCUCUCGCCACGGUUUCCCUCGAGAUCACUGCAAAAGUGCCGGAUUACUACUCCCAAUUCAUCCGUCUUCGCUUCUCCGGAAAUCACAUUCAUUCUCCGGACGGCCUGCCUCUUCAGCUCUAUUUCAUUGUUUCCAUUCCUGCCGAAGGUCGACACAUCAUGCUGCACAAAUCGGAAAUGAUCAGAGAAACGAAGAGUCCCGAGUGGGCGGCGUUCAGUGUCCCUCUGUUCCUUUUGAAUUACUUCAACGAGUCGUCCGUUCAGAUAUUCGUUUACAAUUACACUCCGAAUCACAAUGAUUCGCUCAUAGGGCAUUGUACGACGACGUUGACGCAAUUGCAGAGAGGAGUAGGACAUUUCAACUCGUACAUGGUAAGAGCACCCCGAAAAGGCAUCGAAAUCCAGUAGUUUUUAAGUUAAUGGAAGCAAAUGGAAAAAGAUUACACGAGAAGACGUGCGUCGAACUGAAAGAGAUCACAUUGGAGAACGGCCCCACUUUCUUCCAAAUGCUCGAGAGCAAGUAAGUCAUUAAUACUGUCCUCAGAUUCUGAGUUCUGAAUUACCUCUGAUUUCAGUGUGAAGCUGCAGCUGACCUCCGCAGUCGAUCUGACCGCCUCGAACGGCAACCCGGUGCUGCCCGCUUCCCUUCAUUACAUACAUCCCCACCAGCCAUCCGCAUACCUCAAUGCCCUCCUCCAAACGACUCCUCCCCUUCUCGCUUAUCUUCCGAAUCCCCAUAAUCCACUAAUUGGAGCACUCGGAUUCGGUGCAAAGGUUCAGGGACCCGGAGGUGCUCUCCAGCUAUCUCAUUGCUUCUGCUUGGUCAGUUUUUCAUGAGUUCUCCCAAGAAAACCGUCAUCUUCAGAGUGGAGCCCCGGCGGAUCCGAAAGUCGAAGGGCUGACCGGGUUGAUCAGUGCGUAUCGGACCGCUACAAUGGGUCUCCAGCCGUUCGCUCCCACAGAUUUCUCGGAGAUUAUAUACUUUGUUUCCAAGUAAAUUUACAGUGAAAUAGAUAUUGGAAAGCAAAUCCCUUUUUCCAGAUUCGCCAAGGCGGAAUCUCGUCGCCACGUAGGCCUUUACUUCGUUCUUCUGAUCUACUCGGACGGCGGACCCGCAAAUGCUCUCAAUAUGAAACGGACGAUAGAUGCCGUCGUGGACGUCUCAGCUCAUCCUAUGAGCAUAGUUGCCGUGGGAGUUGGCGCCGACAGAGAUCACAGUCCGAUGAGGAGUCUAGAGAAAUUAACACUCAAACACUCGGACGGACGACUUCUAGUCAGACAAGUACGUAUUCAGAUGAGAAAUUAUGAAUUAGUCUGAUUUCGCAGAAUUACACAUACGUGGACGCCGCCGAACUCGAAUCCAGCGACGCAUUGGCCAUGAUACCCGUUCAAGCAGUUCAAUGGAAACGACUCUUUCAUUUUAAUCCUUAA
Messenger RNA from Caenorhabditis sp. 36 PRJEB53466, 1889 nucleotides. The record is from the annotation of a GenBank genome assembly. Lineage: Eukaryota; Metazoa; Nematoda; Chromadorea; Rhabditida; Rhabditidae.